AGUGUCUGAGUUCAACGGUUGAUGCGGGUUUUACAAAUUUAAACUUGGAUCGUUCUUGAAGAUUUAUAAAGUUCGCGUUCGUUAGGGACACUCUAAAUCGGUCAAAUAUUCGACAUAAUGCGCCAGUGUAUGAAGAAAGUGUGAAUAUAACUGUAACUUUACCUCUAAACAUUAAUACCGGAAUUGAGGUUAUGCAACUUUAUGGAUUAAGUAAUAAGUUGUGGAAAACAAUUAUGGAUUAAUAAGUCCUGAAAUGGGGAAUACGUAUUGGAAUACAGGUUCUGUGGCCGCGACUGUCAAUCAAUGAUUGUUAUUGUUUACUUUGCAUGAACCUAUUUAGACUAUUAUAGUUAUUUAGUCUUAAUAGGUCUUAAAGUGAUUUCAAAUUUUAACAACAAUGGGUGAUGAAAAGGAGUAUAUUGUGAAAAAAGUCCUUUACACUGGAACCUCACAAAUAUCGUUUAAAAAUGGAACUAAGAUAUUUUUCCACUUUCAAACGAAAAUCUGCAACAAAGACAAAACGUUGCUAGAUGAUUCGCGAAAAAUGGGAAAAGGCGAACCUUUACAUAUUAUUCUUGGGAAGAAAUUCAAACUCGAAGUAUGGGAAGUGAUCCUGCAGAAAAUGGCCCUAAAUGAAGUAGCCCAAUUUACAGUUGAUAAAAGUCUAGUCAUGGAGUAUCCAUUUGUAUCGAAAACUUUACGAGACAUGCACAGGCCAAAAGAGGAAAUAAAGCACACUCACACUUGUGCCAUGUCUAUGCAAAGUGGGGGUGUAGGAUAUGAUGAUUUAAAUAAUCUGCUGAAAAAGUCGGAGGAUCUUGAAUUCACUUUCGAAAUUGUCAAAGUAGAACAACCAGAUGAAUAUGAAAAAGAAACUUGGCAAUUAAAUGAAGAUGAACAGAUUGAUAUGAUUCCAAAGUUAAAAUUGCAAGGUAAUGACGAGUAUAAGAAAAAAAAUUUCAAAAAGGCAUCAGAAUUAUAUAGUAAAGCUAUCGGAAUGUUAGAACAACUUAUGUUGAAAGAAAAACCUUAUGACAUUGAAUGGAACAAACUUAAUGAACAAAAAUUACCGAUUCUUCUCAAUUUUGCGCAAUGCAAAUUAAAUGAAGAAGACUACUACGAAGUAAUCACACACUGCACAGAAGUGAUUAAAUAUGACAAAGAUAAUGUCAAGGCUUAUUUCCGACGUGCCAAAGCUCACAUUGCUGCUUGGAACCCCAAAGAAGCUCAAGAAGAUUUGGAAAAAGUCAUGGAACUUGAUGCAUCUUUGAUUCCUCUGGCUAAAAAAGAAUUAUGCAUACUUGACGAUUUGAUUAAAAUCAAGGAUUUACAAGAUAAGGAGAAACUAAAAAAUAUGUUUAAGUAAUCUGGUUUGGGCAGUAAUAAAUUUUAUAUUGUACUUAUAUGUAUAUGCAAAUGUGUCGUAUACAAAAAAAAAAUUCUUUACAAAUUUGAAAUUAUUUACGUUAACAAUUAACUUUAAAAUCACUUGUUUGGUAACAAGUUUUGGGACACCUUGUAAAACUUAUAAAAAUUAUUUACGUAAAAAUGUGUCGUACACAACGCGAAAAAUUAAUAAACUGAAAAAGUGUU
Dendroctonus ponderosae (mountain pine beetle) is the source of this 1593-nucleotide messenger RNA. Its product is annotated as aryl-hydrocarbon-interacting protein-like 1. Lineage: Eukaryota; Metazoa; Arthropoda; Insecta; Coleoptera; Curculionidae. Gene Ontology annotation, molecular function: protein binding; peptidyl-prolyl cis-trans isomerase activity. The transcript is spliced from 7 exons. The record is from RefSeq and is a predicted model, not a curated record. Bases 398 to 1366 code for a protein of 322 amino acids.